AUGAGACUGAGGAUAAAUGGCACAGUGAAUAAUUAUGAAAGACACAGCCUUUUACAUUUAACUCAGACGAUCUCUUUGAUAAGCAAACGAAAUGAAGCUGAUCUUUGUAGUCUGGAAACAGAAGAACGAAAACUGCCUACCGACUACUCUUUGUGGGCUGAACCCUAUCAGGAAAUUUACGAUCAUCUUUUGGAAGCCCCAGUCACUCGGGAGCAAUUAAACCACUAUCGGAAUGUGGCUGAAAACGCCCGAAGUGAACUUGCAGCAACUCUGGUCAAAUUUGAAUGUGCUCAGUCUGAGCUUCGAGACCUCCGAUCCAAAAUGCUUUCUAAAGAAGUUUCCUGUCAAGAAUUGAAAGCUGAAAUGGAGACUUGCAAAGAGGACAAUGCCAGAAAAUCAUCUCUCCUCACCUCUCUGAGAGACAGAGUUCAGGAGCUGGAAGAAGAAGCAGCAGCAAUAUCCUCUUCUAAAAUUAGAACAGAAAUCGCAGCUCACACUGCAAUCAAGGAGAACCAGGAGUUAAAGAAGAAAGUUGUAGAACUAGACGAGAAAUUACAAAGGUGUUUACAGGAACAUGAGGAGAAUGAGAAUCGCGUCUCAAAGAACCGCAGGGAACACGAGGCGUUUCUAGCUCAACUUCGUGACUGCUUAGAUCCAGACAAGAAGAAUGAAAAGGCAUCAGAGGAAGAUUUAAUUCUAAAGCUUGGAGAGCUGUGCGAGGAAAACGCAUUCAUGAAAGGACAAAUUGUUACCUUUGAAGAGACCGUAACUGUCCAUGAGAUGGAGGCAAAAGCUAGCAGAGAAACGAUCAUGAGGCUGGUUUCAGAAGUAAACAGGGAGCAGAAAAAAGCUGCCUCCUGCACUGAAGAGAAAGGCAAGCUGCACCAGGACUUACUCAGUGCCAUAGAGGUGAAAGAAGGCCUCGAAAGGGAAGUGAAGAUCUUCCAAGGAAGGCUGCUUGCUGGCCAGCGGGUCUGGGAUGCCUCAAAGCAGGAGCUGAGCCUCUUGAAGAAAAGCUCUUGUGAGUUUGAGAAGAGGCUGAAGGCUAGCCUGGAUGCAGCUGCAGCCUUGCAACGCCAGAACUCCUCGUUCAGGGAGAAAAUUGUGACCCUUCUCAGGGGCAGCCCAGGCAUGACUGAGUCCACGGAGGAGGCCAUUUUGGAGACGAUUCGAGAAAUGGGCCUGCAAGAGGAAAGCCGGAAUAGGAUGGUCUCUCAGCUUGAAGCUCAAAUAUCUGAGCUUGCUGAACAGUUGGAAAAUGAGUCUGGGUUUCAUCAGAAAGCUCUACAGAGAGCCCAGAAAGCAGAAAACAAGUUGGAGACUCUUCAGGAUCAGCUGACGCACCUGGAGGGAGAGCUAGUUUCUGGAGAUGUUUUGCGAGACAACUUGAAUUUUGAGAAACAAAAAUAUCUUAAAUUUCUGGAUCAGCUCUCGGAGAAAAUGAAAUUGGACCAGAUGGCUGCUGAGCUUGGCUUCGACAUGCGUCUGGAUGCAGUUUUAGCUCGCACAGAGCAGCUCGUCCGCCUCGAGAGCAACGCUGUCAUUGAAAACAAGACCAUUGCCCACAACUUACAGAGAAAGCUAAAGACACAGAAAGAAAGACUGGAGAGCAAAGAACUGCACAUGAACCUCCUCCGGCAGAAAAUAGCCCAGCUGGAGGAAGAGAAGCAGGCUCGCACGGCCUUGGCCGUGGAGAGGGACGAGGCCAACCUCACCAUACGGAAGUUACAGAAGAAGGCGGAGAGGCUGCAGAAGGAGCUGAGCGAGAGUCGAGAAUCAAACACUGAGCUCAAAGCCAAACUGGCUGACACCAAUGAGCUUAAGAUUAAAACUUUGGAACAGACCAAAGCCAUCGAGGACCUAAAUAAAUCCAGAGACAAACUGGAGAAGAUGAAGGAGAAAGCUGAGAAAAAGCUAAUGUCUGUCAAGUCAGAACUGGAUACUACAGAGCAUGAGGCUAAAGAGGAUAAAGAGAGGGCCAGGAACAUCAUAGAACUGGUAACCAGCGAAACGAAGACACUAAAGAAAUCUCUGGAAGAAGCAGAAAAGCGAGAAAAGCAGCUGGUGGACUUCAGGGAGGUGGUUUCCCAGAUGCUGGGCUUAAACAUGUCUAGCCUUGCUCUUCCUGACUAUGAAAUCAUCAAAUGUCUUGAAAGACUGAUUCAUUCACAUCGACAUCACUUUGUCACCUGUGCUUGCCUCAAAGAUGCGACUACCAGGCAAGAUAGGCACCCACAAGGCCACUUGAAACUUCUUCAUUGAACGCCAUAUCUCUUGAAGGAUGUGGAGCUGAGAGAUGGGACACAAAUUCCUCAAACCUUUGAAAUUUGAUCAGUGUGUGAAUGUGAUAUAUUUGGUGAUAGAGCGAGAAUCCAUCAUUGGCAACAAAGAAUCUCAAAGGUGCCAGUCGUAGAUAAAUGUUCAGCACUAAAAA
This is a messenger RNA of Pteropus alecto (black flying fox), 2434 nucleotides long. It is a transcript of the gene CCDC170, whose product is annotated as coiled-coil domain containing 170. Gene Ontology annotation, biological process: microtubule cytoskeleton organization. NCBI's taxonomy places the organism in Eukaryota, Metazoa, Chordata, Mammalia, Chiroptera, Pteropodidae. The coding region runs from base 1 to 2262 and encodes 753 amino acids. Gene Ontology annotation, molecular function: microtubule binding. Gene Ontology annotation, cellular component: Golgi apparatus. The record is from RefSeq and is a predicted model, not a curated record. The transcript has 11 exons.